GCAGAGGAACAAGAGGCGGAGGCAGCUCUCCAGAGGAAGGCUCCUCCUGGCUUGUUCUUCUGGAAAUGGACCGGCAUUCGGGCAGCUUAACCAUGUUCACCAAGGAAGAUUUUGAGGACGAUUGGCUCAAGGUGGCCAGUGGGGUUUUUGGCGAGGUCUUCCGAGUGAGGCACAAGCGAUGGAGAACCACCUUUGCAGUGAAGUGCUCCUCUCGCCUUCCCCAGGACUCCAGACCUGACAGAACCAGCACAAAGCAUCUCGUUGAAGAGGCAGCCAAAAUAGAGAAAAUCAAGUUCCAGCACAUUGUGUCCAUCUAUGGUAUCUGUUACAGCCCUUUGGGGAUUGUGAUGGAAUAUAUGGCCAAUGGGUCCCUGGAGAAGAUUCUCCCCACCCACCAAAUGUCUUGGCAACUCAAGUUCCGGAUCAUCCAUGAGACGAGCUUGGCUGUGAACUUCUUGCACAGUCUGAAGCCUCCUUUGCUUCACCUGGACCUAAAGCCAGGAAACAUCCUACUGGAUGCCAACAUGCAUGUGAAGAUUUCAGAUUUUGGACUCUGCAAGUGGAUGGAGGAAUCAAGCCUAAUGGAAUACAUUGAGAGGUCAGCCCAGAGGGGUAGUUUGAGCUAUAUCCCUCCUGAGAUACUUCUGCAGAGUGCCAGUCCACCAGGAACCAAGUUUGAUGUCUACAGCUUUGGGAUUGUCAUCUGGGAGAUUCUUACCCAGAAGAAGCCAUAUUCAGGGGUCAAGACAAUGGCUGUCAUCGUCACCGUGGCAACAGGCCAGCGCCCCUCCAUGGAGCCCAUCCAUGAUGACUGGCCAGCGGAAUGCCAGCAGAUGGUUGACUUGAUGAAGAGAUGUUGGGACCAAGAGCCCCAGAGGAGGCCAAGCUUCACAGAUGUUGUGGUGGAGACGGACAUGCUAUUGUCCCUAACCCAAUGCCCUGUGGUGGACCUGGAGAAUGAGCGCUUCUCCAGGAAGAUGUCGGUGAAGCCUCCUUUCUCUAGAAGAGAACAGAGAAAGGGUACAAAUGGAUCUGGUCCCUUUCAGGAAGCACACAACAGUGCUGAGAAUGAGAAGGAUCAAUCCCACUGUUUCCCUCAGAAUGAGGUUGAAAGUUUGGAAGCUCUGGUAAUGUCAGAAGAAGUUAGCAAGAGCCACGAAGACACCCUUCACCUCAUGGUUGCUUCAGGAAACCUGGAGAAGGUGAAAUUCCUGUUGAAGCAGGGAGCUGAUGUCAACAAGAGGAUAGCCUGUGGCUACACACCCCUCAUCCUGGCUGUCCAAAAGAGGUCUCUGGAGACCAUCUUGCUCCUUAUCCAACAUGGUGCAGAUGUCAACAUGGCCGAUGAGGACAACUGGUCACCUCUCCAUUUUGUGGCUCAGAACGGAGACGACAGGAUUGCACGUCUCCUACUCGAUCACAAGGCCAACGUUGAUACCCGAGAACUUGAUGGGUGGACGCCCCUUCACUUGGCCUCUCAGAACAACUUUGAGAACGUGGUGCGGGUUCUCCUCUCACGCCAGGCUGAUCUCAAUGCUCAGGAGAAUGAGGGACGGACUGCCUUGCACCUGGCAGCUUGUUAUGGGCACAUCAAGCUCGUUAAAAUGCUGGCCAGCCAAGGUGCAGACUUGGAAAGGAAGCAGAAAAACCUCCGGACCCCUCUUCACCUCGCUGUGGAGAAAGGCAAAUUUAGGGUGGUCCAAUACCUUCUGAAGAACGGCGUUGAAGUCAACAGCCUGGACCAGAAUCACUACAGCGCUCUGCAUAUGGCUGUAGCAAAAGGGAAAUACCUUAUCUGUGAGAAGCUGAUAAAAUAUGGAGCCAUUGUGGACCUGAGGACAGACAAAGGAUGGACGCCUUUGCACCUGGCUUCCAUCGAAGGCUAUGUGGACAUCAUCCACCUCCUGGUGGACAACCAUGGCAAAGUGAAUGCCAGAGGAAGCCUGGACUGGACUCCCCUCCACUUGGCAGCACGUUACAGUGAGGCGGCUGCAAUUUCCGAGUUGCUAAGAAGUGGAGCGGACCCCAAUGAGGCUGAGAAUUUGGGCUGGACUCCACUCCACCUGUCAGUACAGCGGGGGGCUUUUCUCAGCAUCCUCAACCUCCUUGAGCACAAGGCAGAUGUCAACAUCAGGAACAAGGUGGGUUGGACGCCCACACACCUUGCGGUGCUCAAAGACAACGUGGCCAUCGUAAAGACUUUGCUGGAUGCUGGGGCACUGCUGGAGCUGGAGGACAAUGCAGGGUGCACGCCACUCCAACUUGCCAUCAGGAAUGAAAAGCAAAGCAUUGUGGAUUUGUUGCAAGGCAUGGAGUCCUCAAAAACCAGCCCAAGGAGCCAGGAGGGAUGAAGGGAAGGCACCAAGAAAACAUCCAAACAAAUCCGAGGUGGAACUGGAUUGACCUCAGAGUUUGGGAGAGGGUCAGUACCAGCAUGAGGAAUUCAAGUGGGCAAUAAUUUCUCUGCUUCUGUGGGUGUUGCCUCAUAGGACACGCUUGAGUUUGUGCCAUUGUCCUAUUAGGCACUUUCAGGAAAGUUGGUUUGAGAUGUGGCAAAAAAAAUGAGUCAAUUUCAUGGGAAAGAUAUAAGUGGUAUCUAACUCCUCUUAAAUGUUCACAUCUGUCAGGCAGCUCAAAGUGCUGAAGAAGAUGGAUCAUAUUCAACCAACUUCUACUAAGGGUAGACUCGCUGAAAUUAAUGAACCUAAAUUAAACAGACCUAUAAAUUUCAGUGGGUCUGCUCAGAGUAAGGCUAGAAUUGGUACAAGCUAAUAUAAAGAGUUGGAAAUGAAAGGUUCACCUAGACACCCACUUGCCCACUGCUUUCUCCCAGGAAAACCUGAUCUCUACAGCUGAAAGGAGCAAACAUCAACUGGGGUUUCUGUGGAUAGGUGUUUGUUCCGAUUCAGCAGUAAAGAGCGAGUUUUCCUGGGGAAAGCAGUGGGACAAAUGAAAAACUGCUCAGAUCCCUGUUUUCUAGGCACAGGGCAAGCAUAAGUGUGGAUGAGCCCUAACAGUGAAAUCUUAGAAAUGGAGUCACCCAACUGUAAUUCUGUUUACGAUAAUGAAUAGAGUCUCCUGCCAGAUGUGUGGGUGUUGCAGAUGAUAAAAAUAAUGUACUACUUUCAAGAAUGCUCUUUCCACACACAUUAUUUCAGGGAUCCGCAUAGUGACAAUAAGUCAUUGUUAUCCCCAUCUUGCAGAGGAACAGACGUCUCUGCUUUACCCGGAGUCAGUUCAUUGCUCCCACUAGCCCAGGACUGUACAGACUGAAGAUCAAUGACUCUCCAAAGUGGGAUUUAAUUGGCUCCAGUAUGCAGCCAGGAAGAUUAUGUGUGACGGAAAUUUAAUUGUAGGUGGGUUUUUUUGGUGAAGUUAGGCAAUAUGAAGUUUAAU
Messenger RNA from Podarcis raffonei (Aeolian wall lizard), 3396 nucleotides. RefSeq names its product ankyrin repeat and kinase domain containing 1 (gene ANKK1). Gene Ontology annotation, molecular function: protein kinase activity; ATP binding; protein binding. Lineage: Eukaryota; Metazoa; Chordata; Lepidosauria; Squamata; Lacertidae. The record is from RefSeq and is a predicted model, not a curated record. The transcript is spliced from 8 exons. Gene Ontology annotation, biological process: protein phosphorylation. The coding region runs from base 66 to 2351 and encodes 761 amino acids.